GGGUUGAGGACUGCCUACUUUUCGAAGUUUCUAGCAGCAGGAGAAAUAUUUGCAGGCUGAUGUGAGCUGCCUGUGGACUCAUCAGACCGGUUGUAAUGCUUGUCUUUUCGCGGCCAGACGAGCGCUCAUAAAGCCAUGGUUAGAUUUUCCGGAGAUUUUUACGUGUUUUAUGUAAUCAUUUAAUAAACCAGCCCUGCACUGGAGAUCAGACUGACAGCUGAUCAUGUUUGGGUGUUUAGUUGCAGGCAGAUUGGUCCAGACCGAUGCCCAGCAGGUCUCUGGUGAUAAAUUUGUGUUCAACCUGCCUGACUAUGAGAAGGUUAACCACGUGGUGGUGUUCAUGCUGGGCACAGUGCCUUUUCCUGCUGGCAUGGGAGGUGCUGUUUACUUCUCCUUCCCUGAUCCAAGUGUGGGCCAAGUGUGGCAGCUGCUCGGCUUCAUCACCAACGAGAAGCCAAGUGCCAUCUUUAAAAUCUCUGGCCUAAAAGCUGGUGAAGGUGGAGCUCAUCCGUUUGGGAUGAUGGCUGCCCCACAGGCCGCCUCGGUGGCUCAGGUCGGCGUUUCCGUUGAACCCCUCGACCAGCUCGCUCAACAGACACCAGUUUCCAAUGCAACCGUCUCCACCAUGGAUUCCUUCACACAGUUCACCCAGAAGAUGUUGGAGAGCCUGUACAACUUCACCUCCUCCUUCGCUCUGUCACAAGCUCAGAUGACGCCAAACCCCUCGGAGAUGUAUGUUCCAGCCAGCUCCAUCCUUAAAUGGUAUGAAAACUUCCAGAGACGAAUGGUGCAGAAUCCAAACUUCUGGAAAGCAUGACAUGCUUGAUUAUCUAAGCUCUUAAUUAACAGAGGAGCAGAAAAUUGGGAAUUCAUAUUAUCAUUUGGCUUGCCUUGAAAUAUCUGGCUUAAGAAUAUCAUGCCAAUAUCGGUAUAUCUCAUGUAUUUUAUAUCCCACAUGGAACAGCAACAAAGUAAAUAUGAUAUUACUGACAGUGUUAUAAUGCAGCGGACACUGACUGGUUGUUUUCAGGUUUGCUAGCUGAGGAUGUUACAGAAUUUUCAUAUUGAAUGAUUGAUGUUUGUAAUGUGGUUAUAAAAACGCAGGCCUUCACACGUCUAACUUUUUUGUAAUCUGGUGUUCUAGACAUAAAAAAAAAACAUGUUUUAUAGAUUUUUUUUGCUUUAUGUUUUCAUUUUUUGGGUGAAGAAGAAAUUUGACAAUAACAGCUUUUCUUUAUCUGAUGGAUGACCGUUAAUUAUGAAGUCUUGCAAGUGAAUGAACAAUUUUCUUUUCUUGAUUCAAGUCUAUUCAUUUGCGAAUGUCCAACAUAAGCUAUAAGCUAUGUCAGCCAAAUGUGAGAUACAAUGCUAAAAACAAAACAAAAAAACAUUUUGUCCAAAAAUUAUUUGAGCAUGUUGGAUGUUCUUCGAACAUUUUAUUGGUGAAGAGUGUAUUAAAGGAAGAGAAAAGCC
Ictalurus furcatus (blue catfish) is the source of this 1473-nucleotide messenger RNA. It is a transcript of the gene hikeshi, whose product is annotated as heat shock protein nuclear import factor hikeshi. Lineage: Eukaryota; Metazoa; Chordata; Actinopteri; Siluriformes; Ictaluridae. Gene Ontology annotation, cellular component: nucleus; cytosol. Gene Ontology annotation, molecular function: nuclear import signal receptor activity; Hsp70 protein binding. The record is from RefSeq and is a predicted model, not a curated record. Gene Ontology annotation, biological process: protein import into nucleus. The coding region runs from base 224 to 817 and encodes 197 amino acids. The transcript has 5 exons.